Molecule: messenger RNA, 4406 nt
Organism: Parus major (Great Tit)
Lineage: Eukaryota; Metazoa; Chordata; Aves; Passeriformes; Paridae
Gene: PPFIBP1
Product: PPFIA binding protein 1
Exons: 31
Coding region: 363-3479 (1038 amino acids)
Biological process (GO): neuromuscular junction development
Cellular component (GO): presynaptic active zone
Molecular function (GO): protein binding
Source: RefSeq, a predicted model, not a curated record
CAGGUAGCUGAAAGCCAGGAUAGCUUUGACAGCCCAGCUACAAUAGUUGUUGAAGUUGUAGAAGAGCAAAUAUUUCCACGAUAAUGACUCCCGCGGGGCCGAUCCCGGGGCGGGCACCGAGCGGAGUGGCGCGGGCUGCCCGGAGCCGGCGGAGGCGCGGCCGCCCCGGGAGGGCUCUGCGCGGUUCGGCCGCAGUGUUGGAAGUUUAUAUGGAUCAGUGGUACGUGCUUAAGAGUAACAGUGGAGAUCAACACUAAGUCUGUUCCUGUAGAUUAAAUUGCAGACUUGAGGCUCUGGACCGACUCACACCAUCGGCAUUUUACUGCUUCUUAGGCUGGUGAUUGUUCCUGAGAAGACAGAAGAUGAUGAGUGAUGCAAGUGACAUGCUCGCUGCAGCCCUGGAGCAGAUGGAUGGCAUUAUAGCAGGUUCCAAGGCGUUGGAAUACUCCAAUGGCAUCUUUGACUGCCAGUCUCCCACCUCCCCAUUCAUGGGGGGCCUGCGGGCACUGCACCUCGUGGAGGACUUGAGGGGCUUGCUGGAGAUGAUGGAAGCAGAUGAGAGGGAGGGGCUGCGCUGCCAGGUCCCAGACUCCACGGCGGAGGCUCUCAUCGAAUGGCUCCAAAGUCAAAUGACUAAUGGACACAUAUCUGGGAAUGGAGAUGUUUAUCAAGAAAGGCUGGCUCGUCUGGAAAAUGAUAAGGAAUCUCUUGUUCUGCAAGUAAGUGUGCUUACAGACCAGGUCGAGGCCCAAGGAGAAAAGAUCCGGGAUCUGGAGUUCUGCCUGGAGGAGCACAGGGAGAAGCUGAAUGCCACAGAGGAGAUGCUGCAGCAGGAGCUUUUAAGCAGAACAACCCUUGAAACUCAGAAGCUGGAUCUUAUGGCAGAGAUUUCCACUCUGAAAUUAAAGCUUACAUCUGUAGAGAAGGAUAGAUUGGACUUUGAGGACAGAUUCAGAGACACAGAGGAUUUGAUCCAGGAAAUAAAUGAAUUGCGGUUGAGGGUGGGAGAAAUGGACAAUGAGAGACUCCAGUAUGAGAAAAAACUGAAAACAACCAAAUCUUUAAUGGCCAAACUUUCUAGCAUGAAAAUCAAAGUGGGUCAGAUGCAGUAUGAAAAGCAGCGGAUGGAGCAAAAAAGCCAGAUGCUAAAGGAUGAACUGUCAGCUCUGAAAGACAAACUAGAGCAGAAGGAAGCCGAGGUGAAAAGGUUGCACGAAAAAUUGGUUUGCAAGCUGAAAGGAGAAGGGAUUGAAAUACUGGACAGAGAUGAAAAUUGUAAAAAGAAGCUCAAAGAUAAAAAUAUAGAGGUACAGAAAAUGAAGAAGGCGGUAGAAUCUCUAAUGGCAGCAAAUGAAGAGAAGGAUCGGAAGAUAGAAGAGCUUCGGCAAUCACUGAACAGGUACAAGAAAGUCCAAGACAUGGUGAUACUGGCUCAAGGUAAAAAAGGCAAGGAAAGUGAAAGUGAAGAUUUGAAUUCAGGGUCUGUUUCCACGGGUUUGUUGGACACACCAAGUCUGACUGACCCAGAGAAAAGCCCAUCCCCAACCCCAGUAACAGCAUCUCCAAUCCAUGAUGAGUUCAAUGUAAAUAUUCAUGAAGAGAAUUCGUUACAGAUCCACACCAGCAUUUUACAGAUUUCAAUCCCUUCCUUUUCAUCGACAUCCAAGAGCUCAGAAACUGUUGCAGAGAGACUGAAAACACACUCUAGGCCAGAUCCUGCAAGUGAAAUGAGUGAAGGAAGAUCAGCAGGUUCCUCCCCUGAAACUCAUCUGUGUGAUAGUCCAGUAACUUCCACACUGCAGAAGUCCAGCAGUCUGAGCAGUUUGAGGAAAGGCACAUCUGAAGUGGACAGAGACUGUGCACAGAAGCCAGCAGAGCAGGUUAAACCUCCUGUGGAAGGCAAUAAUUUUGCAACCCUCCCUCCCAAGUCUCCUUCCCAUGGUGGCACAGGCGAUGAGGACAGUUUCGGCACCCGCAAAGCCAGGUCUUCCUUUGGCAGAGGCUUUUUCAAGAUAAAAAAUAACAAGAGGACUGCAAGUGCCCCCAAUCUGGAUCGCAGUCGAAGUGCAAGUGCACCUACUUUAGCUGAAACAGAGAAGGGAUCUGCAGACCACUUAGAUCUGGCUGGCUUGCCCCCUCGCCCAAAAGAAGCAGAUAGUCUGCAGAUGACACCACCUUCUCCAGAUUCCAGGAAAAAGGCCAAGGGAAUCAAGAAGUUGUUUGGAAGACUUAAAAGAAGUCAGUCCACCACCUUCAACCCAGAAGACAUGUCUGAGACAGAAUUCAAAAGAGGAGGGACAAGAGCAACUGCAGGGCCCCGGCUGGGCUGGUCUCGGGACCUGGGGCAGUCCCACAAUGAGCUGGACAUGCCAUUCGCAAAGUGGACCAAGGAGCAGGUCUGCAACUGGCUCCAGGACCAAGGACUUGGCUCUUAUAUCAAUAAUGGCAGGCACUGGAUAUUGUCUGGACAAACCCUUCUGCAGGCUUCUCAGCAGGAUCUGGAAAAGGAGCUUGGGAUAAAACACCCUUUGCAUCGGAAGAAGCUCCAGCUUGCACUGCAGGCACUGGGAUCUGAAGAGGAAAACAACCAUGGAAAACUGGAUUACCACUGGGUUACAAGGUGGCUGGAUGACAUUGGCCUGCCCCAGUAUAAGACCCAGUUUGAUGAGGGGAAGGUGGAUGGCCGCAUGCUCCAUUACAUGAGUGUGGAUGACCUGCUGUCCUUGAAGGUCAUCAGUGUCCUUCACCACCUCAGCAUCAAAAGAGCCAUUCAGGUUUUGAGAAUAAACAACUUUGAGCCCAACUGCCUGCGCAGGAGGCCGUCUGAUGAGAAUAAUGUGACACCUUCCGAGGUCACCCAGUGGACCAACCACCGCGUGAUGGAGUGGCUGCGCUCCGUGGAUCUGGCAGAGUACGCACCCAACCUGCGGGGCAGUGGAGUGCACGGGGGGCUGAUGGUUUUGGAGCCCCGUUUCAAUGUAGAAACCAUGGCCCAGCUGCUGAACAUCCCACCCAACAAGACGCUGCUGAGGCGGCACUUGGCCACUCAUUUCAACCUCCUGGUGGGGCAGGAGGCCCAGCAGCAGAAACGUGAAGCCAUGGAGUCCCCUGACUACGUCCUCCUGACAGCAACUGCCAAAGUCAAGCCAAAGAAACUUACCUUCAGCAAUUUUGGGAGCCUGAGGAAGAAGAAGCAAGAUGAUGUGGAGGAGUAUGUGUGUCCUAUGGACCUGGGGCGAGCAUCUGGGAGUGGAUCGAAGAAGGGCUUUAAGCCUGGCCUGGAUAUCCGAGUAUACGAUGAUGAUGAUUUGGACAGGCUGGAGCAGAUGGAAGAUUCAGAAGGGACAGUGAGGCAAAUAGGAGCAUUUUCUGAAGGCAUCAACAACUUGACACACAUGCUGAAGGAAGAUGAAAUGUUCAAAGACUUUGCCACUCGCUCUCCUAGCACCAGUAUAACAGAUGAGGACUCCAACGUGUGACAGUCACCACCAGGCACUGACAAAGGCAGUUCUCCUGCAUGCAAGGACAUCCCUGUUCCACGUGACAGGCAGCAGAUCAUGUACUUUACAUUGCUCUUGCUUCUGUUUGUUGGAAGUAACACUGAGGGGUGGAGAAUUUUAAAGAGAAAAGGAGAAAAAACAAGGUGCCUACUUAAGUUGCCGUAAAAACCACCCAGACACUGGUGAAUGGUAAUUGUUUUAACUCUAUUUAAUGUAAAAACUGGUGGUAUGUUUCAGAGUGUUGCCUUGACAUCGAUGUGGUAUGAUAGUGCUCCUUUUGCUUAUUUGUGGCCUCAGAUAAUCCUUUAUACUGUUUGAAAAGAACAGAAGAUGUUAGGUGAAAGUGUUGCAUCUGUAGAUACAGCACAUCAGCUCUCUGCGCUCUCAGCUGAAAAAUAGAAGUUACUGCUCUUUUCUAAGUGCUUUUCUUUGGCACAAGCACCAGUUCAGCCCUAUCCAAUGUAGGAUUCUAGAGAUCCGUGUCCUGUGUAAGCUCCCCUGUAGCUCUUGACUGUUGCUCCUAUUUUUAUACUGUUUUGUAUUAAAAAAAAAAAAAAAAAAGAAAAAAUAAGUAUAUGAGGUACAUAUAAAAGCAAAAAUUUAAAUUUUGUGAGAUAGAGUGAUGGAAAGUUGCAGGUGUGCAAGGGAAAGAGAGAAGGUUGUAAAAAAAUUAUGCCAGUUUGCAAACCAGCUGGUUACUGGGAAAGGCAGGCUGACCUUUGGAACUGUUUGCUUUUGUUGCUUUUUACUGAGUGCACAGUUUAAUGAUCUUCCAUUUUGAGAUGAAACAAUUCUAAAGCAUGUUUCUUCUGGCAGUGGCUCAUCCAGAAACUGCACAUUUUAAAAUGUCUUCUUUCUUGUCCCUGGCAGCAGUAGUUAGUACAUUCAAUAAAGUUAUUAACACUU